AUGGGAACGAGCGAAGAAAAGACCCCAUUUAAGCCUUCCAAGCCAGCAUCUUCGGCGCAGGACAUUCCACCCACGCCGUAUCCAGACUGGUCAAAUUCAAUGCAGGCUUAUUAUGGCGGAGGAGGGACUCCAAAUCCUUUUUUCCCAUCCCCUGUUGGAUCUCCUAGUCCUCACCCGUAUAUGUGGGGUGCUCAACACCAUAUGAUGCCGCCUUAUGGGACUCCAGUUCCGUACCAAGCAAUGUAUCCUCCAGGGGCAGUUUAUGCCCAUCCUAGCAUGCCCAUCCCUCCUGCUUCUGGUCCAGCCAACAAGGAGACUGUAAAGGACCAAGCUUCUGGCAAGAAGUCAAAGGGUAACUCGAAAAGAAAAGGUGAAGGAGGUGAGAAAGCGCCUUCUGGUUCAGGGAACGAUGGCGGGUCUCAAAGUGAUGAAAGUGUGACAGCUGGUUCAUCUGAUGAAAAUGCCAACAACCAGGAGCAAGGCUCAGUGAGAAAGCCGAGCUUUGGACAGAUGCUGGCGGAUGCAAGUUCUCAGAGUAAUACUACCGGUGAGAUCCAAGGCUCAGUGCCCAUGAAGCCAGUGGCCCCAGGGACUAACCUGAAUAUCGGGAUGGACUUAUGGGCUUCCCAGGCUGGUGUACCUGUGAAGGAUGAACGAGAGCUCAAGAGGCAGAAAAGGAAACAAUCUAACCGUGAAUCCGCGAGACGGUCCAGAUUGCGGAAGCAGGCGGAAUGCGAACAGCUUCAACAGAGAGUAGAGAGUUUGACGACUGAGAAUCAAGGCCUGAGAGAUGAGCUCCAGAGACUCUCCGGGGAAUGUGAGAAGCUCAAGACUGAGAACAACUCUAUUCAGGAUGAGUUGCUCAGAGUUCAUGGACCAGAGGCUGUAGCUAAUCUAGAACAGAGUGCUGCUGGGUCGAAAGAUGGUGAAGGAACAGAUUAA
Molecule: messenger RNA, 942 nt
Organism: Thlaspi arvense
Lineage: Eukaryota; Viridiplantae; Streptophyta; Magnoliopsida; Brassicales; Brassicaceae
Source: the annotation of a GenBank genome assembly